CGCGCAUUACAACAGAGUGCCGAUAUCCAAUUGAGAAUUCGAGCCGCACGAUGAGCACGAACACCGUCAGCGAGAUCACCUAUGAUCUCCCUCCCUUUGACAAGUAUCGGGGACAAGACUCCUUCUUCGGAGGCGAGCCUCCGCUUUCGGAGGGUGUCGGAUACCUUGUUGUCCUCGGGUUUGGAUUUCUCUUCUCGAUCAUCACUACGAUCCUUGUUUACCUGAACAAAUAUUUUGGUGCCCGGGGUGAAGUCACUUCUGAGCAUUUCAACACUGCUGGUCGCAUGAUUAAGACCGGUCUCACGGCCUCGGUUAUUGUUUCCCAGUGGACAUGGGCUGCGACACUACUCCAGUCCUCCAACGUUGCCUGGGCAUACGGUGUAUCGGGACCUUUCUGGUAUGCGUCUGGUGCCACCAUUCAGGUUUUGCUCUUCGGAGUCUUGGCCAUCAACCUCAAGAAGGUGGCUCCGUCUGCACAUACCGUCGCUGAAAUUGUCAACGCACGGUGGGGAAAGACCGCCCAUCUGACGUUUCUCUUCUUCUGUUUCGCCGCCAAUAUCAUUGUGACUUCGAUGCUCUUGCUCGGUGGAGCCGCCACCGUCGAAGCUCUAACUGGUAUGGACUACCGUCUUGCGUCUUUUUUGAUUCCUUGGGGAGUCAUUUUGUACACCGCUAGUGGAGGGCUCCAGGCGACUUUCUUGGCGAGCUACAUCCACACAGUGAUCAUCUACGCCGUGUUGAUCACGAUGAUCUUCCUGGUGUACAUCAAGUUCUACUCGAGUGACCAGAUCUACGAUUUCCUUGACCAGACCGUCUCUUUCACUACUGAAGAGUGUGAAGCUAUUUUCUCUGACGAUUCUGGAACUUUCUUCGAGGCCGGGAAGUAUGCGUGCGGUCCCGUUUCUGGCAACGAGAAGGGAUCGUAUUUGACCAUGAUUUCUGGAGAUGGUCUCAUGUUUGGAAUCAUCAACAUCGUCGGUAACUUUGGUACCGUGUUUGUGGACCAAUCUUACUGGCAAUCUGCUAUUGCUGCCAAGCCCAGCAGUGCCGCCCGUGGUUACUUGCUUGGAGGAGUGUGCUGGUUUGCCAUUCCGUUCUCUCUCGCCACCUCUCUUGGCCUCGCCUCUACGGCUCUUAUGCUCCCAAUUACUUCUACUGAAGCCGGAAACGGUCUGGUCCCUCCUGCUGUCGCUUUCGAAUUGCUUGGCGAUGCUGGUGCCAUUCUCAUUCUAAUUAUGCUCUUCAUGGCGAUUGUGUCCACCGGAUCCGCCGAAUCAAUCGCCGUUUCUUCCUUGGUCGCUUACGACAUCUAUCGUCAGUACAUCAACCCCGAAGCUACCGGAGAUCAGAUUCUGUUCGUUUCCCGGGUCGUGAUUGUUGUAUUUGGACUUUUUAUGGGAUGCUUUGCCAUUCUUUUGUUCGAAAUUGGACUGAGCUUGGGCUGGGUAUACCUUUUCAUGGGAGUUGUCAUUGGAUCGGCCGUCGUUCCCUUGUGGAACAUGAUGACUUGGAAGAAGGCGUCUGGCACCGGUGCCGUCAUUGCAGCAUGGACCGGUCUUGUGUUGGCCGUUACUGGAUGGCUUGUUGCCGCUAAGGUCCAGAGUGAUACUAUUUCUGUGGACGCCCUCGGAACUAACGAGGUCAUGUUGAGUGGCAACUUGAUUGCCAUUCUCUCCUCAGGUGCCAUUCACUAUGUCUACUCCAUGUUCAUCGAUCCCCAGGACUACGACUUUUCUGAACUCGACAAGCAUAUAACUCUCGUCGAACAGGAUACGCGUGGACUCACGGAUGAAGAGAAGGACCCUGUUGCGCUUCGUCGUGCUGAACGCUGGAUUACCCGCCGUGGAUAUGCCUUGACGUUGGUGCUUAUAUUUAUUUGGCCCAUCCUUUCUGUUCCUGCUGGUGUCUUCACCAAGAGCUACUUUGCCUUCUGGGUUUUGGUGGCUAUCGCUUGGGGUUUCGGUGCCGCUUUGGUCAUCACGAUUCUCCCUUUGACGGAGAGCGCCGAAGACAUCAGCAUGGUUCUUUCCGGAGUUUUCUACGCUGUUACAGGCCGUGAACCCAGACGUGCUGAAGACCCGGCCGAGGCUGUAGCUGCGGAGAAAGAAAUUUCGGAAGAGAUGGACAAGGCUGAUGCAGAAGUCGCUGCCGAGAUGGAAGCCUAGGCGCUGUUUUCUUACUUUUUGUAGCAAGGAAUCUUUCUCUCAACCUUGAUUUGUGUUUUGUCUUUCACUUCUGCAAUUUAUGCUGAUUUUGGUCUCAAUUAUCUAUUUUGCUCUACACACCUAUUUUUUGCCCGGGCGGCCGUAAAGAUCAGUACUUUAGUAACAGUUGCAAUUUUAGCAAUUUGUGGUGUGUAUUUCUCAUCAUAACCGUAGCCGCAUCAGUACCACACUGAUACUGAUUCGAAGACUCCCGAGGUUGCAUCAGUUUCAUCCUUGCGUUCACUCGGAAGUGAUGCAGCGGAUGUAAAAGACAUCGCUGAGGUAAACAGUUCUUACGUUGCUGUUUGUACAGAGCAACGACAAUUCUUGAGCUACACGUAGAUCACAGAUAACGAACAUUACUCGG
This is a messenger RNA of Phaeodactylum tricornutum CCAP 1055/1, 2571 nucleotides long. Its product is annotated as urea transporter. Gene Ontology annotation, biological process: urea transmembrane transport. Gene Ontology annotation, molecular function: urea transmembrane transporter activity. Bases 51 to 2165 code for a protein of 704 amino acids. The record is from RefSeq and is a predicted model, not a curated record. Lineage: Eukaryota; Bacillariophyta; Bacillariophyceae; Surirellales; Neidiaceae. The transcript is spliced from 6 exons. Gene Ontology annotation, cellular component: plasma membrane.